This is a messenger RNA of Penicillium arizonense, 1500 nucleotides long. RefSeq names its product ferritin-like domain-containing protein. Bases 1 to 1500 code for a protein of 499 amino acids. The transcript is spliced from 2 exons. The record is from RefSeq and is a predicted model, not a curated record. NCBI's taxonomy places the organism in Eukaryota, Fungi, Ascomycota, Eurotiomycetes, Eurotiales, Aspergillaceae.
AUGGGGUCGCUCCCGUUUGUGGCUGCAUCUCCAAAGAAACACCCUAAAGGAGGUAGCGAACACUCAAAGACUUCUUCUACUUCUUCCUCCGAGUCGUCAGAUUCAUCUUCCAUUUCAGCACCGCCGCUUCGAAGUUACCACACUUCGCAGCCGCAUACGCCUUUCACUGGAACACCGAGUACCACUGGUGCGCUGACUGCUUUUUCAAUUGGAACUGGAAUAUCGAGUGGUGGUGUAAUUCCUGAGGCAACAAGCUAUCCCGGUGACGGACAGCUGCACCAUGCCGAGCCAGCUCCAUAUGACCCGGCAGGUGGCGUGGGCACAAACGGAAGCACGCCUGUCUAUAACGCGAAGAGCGAUUUUGACUACGAGUCCUUGGCCCUGGCUUUGUAUCAGGAAUGGAUUGAACUCGAUUUGUUCCAAGAUGCUCUCCGCCGCUUCUCCACGGAAGAAUUCAGAUCAGCUGGUCUGACCGAAGCAGAUCGCGAGUUGAUUGCAUUCAUGGCGCAGCAAGAAAUCGGUCACGCAACUAUGCUGAGCAACAUUUUGGGAGCCCAUGCACCGCAGCAAUGUUCCUAUGUCUACCCGUACACCAACGUCAUAGAAUUCAUCGACUUCGCUCAAAAGAUCACGCGCUUUGGGGAAUCUGGCGUCUACGGGUUCUUGGCUCAUCUCGACUCGCGCGAGGCUGCAACAUUGCUUACCCAAUCUAUCACCACUGAAGCACGACAGCAGUUGAUAUUCCGUCAGUUUGAGGGUCUGUUUCCUAUGGUUGAAUGGUUUGAGGUUGGCAUACCGCAAUCUUGGGCUUGGACGUUGUUGGCGCCUUUCAUCAGCUCUUGUCCCGAGAACCAGACCCGGUUGAUAUGGGAGAACUUUCCGGCGUUGACGAUCGUUAAUCAACCCAAUCCAUAUAGCACGGGCAAUCCUUCCUCUGGGUUGAAUGAGACUGCCGGGUUUAAUUAUACCUCUGGUACCGGCCAACACAAUCCAGGCUUGAAUACCACAUCUGGCCUGGAUAACGCCCGCGGGUCAGAAAGCAGUCUUACAAAGCCCCACAAAGGUUCUGGAAAGACCAAAUUUUCUAAUUCAGGCAACUCAUCUCGCUCCAAUACAAGCUGUGGCGUCUCUGUCAGCAAGCUUAGGCCAACACCGCUCUCUUUUCCUGGUCGCAAGGUGCUGUUGCAGUGGGAUGCCCCUGGAAAGCUUAUCGGUCCUAAUAAUAGCUACGUGACAACUAAGCAAGCUGGUUUGGCAAAGUACGUUGUCUGGGUUUCCCAGCUUAACGUCACUUAUACGCCUUUGCAUACCGACGAUACUUCCAACAGUUCUGGAGGAUGGACUACGCAACCCGGUUUGGAGACGUACCAGGCUGAUCCUGCUUUCAACGGGACCAUAUUCAUUGCUAUUACCGAUAGUGAUCCUUACCUGAGUGCGUUCAACUUGAGUUUGAUUAACAGUCAUGUCGUUGCCGGUCCUGCUCUGUACCAGGCUGGUUAA